Messenger RNA from Colletotrichum truncatum, 888 nucleotides. RefSeq names its product chitin synthase export chaperone. NCBI's taxonomy places the organism in Eukaryota, Fungi, Ascomycota, Sordariomycetes, Glomerellales, Glomerellaceae. Gene Ontology annotation, cellular component: endoplasmic reticulum membrane. Gene Ontology annotation, biological process: protein folding. The record is from RefSeq and is a predicted model, not a curated record.
AUGGGUUCCACGCAGUUCGGCAACUUCUUUAACUUCUGCCGAGAUUCCACACUGCCAGUCUGCAAUGUGCUUUCGAGUAGUCACAGCCAACAGGGGCCCUGGGGAGGUUGUGAGCUGACCGGCAUCCCUCUCGGCGAUGACCGCAAACUGGGCAAUCUGGGCUCCAUCUUACUUUGUUUCAUUGCUAUCCUCACAACCGGCUACCUCUACUUCAGAUCAGAGCGCAAGAAGGCUGCGGUGGGCCGAAGGGAAAUGCAACUGUUUCUCAUCGGGUUUGGCAUCAUUCAAUUAUGCGAAAUAUUUACUAUUGGAGAGUUUCCAUUAAAAGACACUGUUCGGAUUGCAUUUACUGGCAUUCACAUUGGCAUGAUUAUAGCGACGACUUGGAUACUAAUGCUGAACGCCGUCGUUGGCUACCAAAUUGUUGAUGACGGCACGCCGCUGUCCAUGGGGCUGAUUAUCGGCUCUGCCUUCAUCCUUUUCGGCGGAACGCUUUACAUCACGCUCGAUACCGGUUUUCAAUGGACCAACUUUUGGGAUUCGUCGUACCAGCCACCAAACCGACACAUUGCCCUCUACGUUUUGUAUCAGCUAGCGCCGCUUGUUUUCCUCGUUGCCUUUUUCGUGCUAGAAGCUAUCCUCGUCAUCCGAAUCCUCGGCGAAAUGCGACCUAUGAUCUACUUGGCUGCCGCCUUGGUUCUCUUCGCCAUUGGCCAGAUUUUCAACUAUGUCGUCAGCCCUCACAUUUGCAACGGAACCGCCGGUAAGAUCGAUGGCUCGUUGUUCCAAACACUGUUCACUCUUCUGGCUGUCGCGACGGUGUGGAUUUUCUGGUCAAGUAUUACCGAAGAUGACUGGCCGAUGCCUGUCGGAAACACAUAUCCCUAG